GCGAAGGACGCCGCGCGCGAGCGCGCCUGGUCGGCGCUCGAAGCGUCGGGCGCCGCGCGCGACGCCGGCGGUCCGCGCGGGCGCAUUCCCGAUUUCGCCGGCGCGGAGGCGGCUGCGGCGCGGCUCGCGGCGACGGAUGAGUGGCGGCGCGCGGCCGUCGUCAAGUGCAACCCCGACCCGCCGCAGGCGCCCGUGCGGCGGCGCGCGCUCGAGGACGGCAAGACGCUUUACGUGCCCGUCCCCUGCCUCACGGCGGACACGCCUUUCCUGAAGCUGGCGCCGGCGGCGCUCGCGGCCGCGGGCGUGCCCUUCGCGGACGCCUCGGACGCCGCCGGCGCCGCGAGGCACGGCGAGCCCGUGCGCUUCGACGAGAUGGAGCCCUUCGGCAUCGCGGUCUGCGGCACGGUCGCGGCGGCGCGCGAUGGCGGGCGCCUCGGCAAGGGCGGUGGGUUCGCGGACCUGGAGAUGGGCGUAUUCCGACACUUUGGGUGGAUGACGGCGGCGACGCCCGUCGCGACGUCGGUGCACGAGGCCCAGGUCGUCGACGCGCUCGACGUCGCGCUCGACGCGUGGGACGUCCCGCUGGACCUCGUCGCGACGCCGGGCGGGCUCGUACGCACGGGGACGGCGCUCCCGAAACCGCGCUGCACCGUCGCCUGGGACGCCGUGCGCGCGGACCAGCUCCGGGACAUCCCGUUCCUCGCGGCGCUCCGGACGCAGAUGGAGGAGGGUAAGCCGCGGUAA
Molecule: messenger RNA, 744 nt
Organism: Aureococcus anophagefferens
Lineage: Eukaryota; Pelagophyceae; Pelagomonadales; Pelagomonadaceae
Exons: 1
Cellular component (GO): cytoplasm
Source: RefSeq, a predicted model, not a curated record